Myotis davidii is the source of this 2649-nucleotide messenger RNA. RefSeq names its product autophagy related 7 (gene ATG7). The transcript is spliced from 19 exons. NCBI's taxonomy places the organism in Eukaryota, Metazoa, Chordata, Mammalia, Chiroptera, Vespertilionidae. Gene Ontology annotation, molecular function: Atg12 activating enzyme activity; Atg8 activating enzyme activity. The coding region runs from base 468 to 2606 and encodes 712 amino acids. Gene Ontology annotation, cellular component: cytoplasm; phagophore assembly site. The record is from RefSeq and is a predicted model, not a curated record. Gene Ontology annotation, biological process: cellular response to nitrogen starvation; autophagy of mitochondrion; C-terminal protein lipidation.
AGCCGUGCUGGUGAGGGAAACGCGGGGUCCUUUGGCGUUGGUUUUAGAGGCCCGGCGGGAGGGGGCGAACUCAGCGGCGAAGGCCAAGGUCACGGAGGGUCUCGGGAUCCUCCAUUCCAUUCCCCACCGCGUCACUGACUCUCGUUCUCGCCCUCCUUCUCCAGUUACUUCCCCUCCGACUCGGGCAGCCCGGGUCUUCUGAUCAGGAAGGUCCUAAUUUCCCACGUCAGUCCCCUGAGUCCCCGACAGGAGCGCUCCGAACCCGGGUGUGGGGACCUGGGAGCGGGGGCGCCGGGCUGCCCGUCCCGGCUUCGCCCGGAGGUGCGGUGGGACUGAGCCUUCUGAGUGACGAGAACGUUAUUUUGAAGCGAGGAUGGCAAGUUGGGCUUUUCUGAACUCAGGCUCUUGAUUCCUCGGUUGGGUCCAAGGGUUGCGAAUUUGAAUGCGUAAUCAGGAGGCACCAAAUAAUGGCAGCAGCUACGGGGGAUCCUGGACUCUUUAAAUUACAGUUUGCCCCCUUUAGCAGUGCCUUGGAUGUUGGAUUUUGGCAUGAGUUGACCCAGAAGAAGCUGAAUGAGUAUCGGCUGGAUGAAGCUCCCAAGGACAUUAAGGGUUAUUACUACAAUGGUGAUUCUGCCGGGCUUCCAGCUCGCUUAACUUUGGAGUUCAGUGCUUUUGACAUGAAUGCUCCCACCCCAGCCCAUUGCUGCCCAGCUGUUGGAACGCUGUAUAACACCAACACGCUGGAGGCUUUCAAGGCUGCAGAUAAGAAGCUACUUUUGGAACAAGCAGCAAAUGAGAUAUGGGAAUCCAUAAAAUCAGGCGCUGCUCUCAAAAACCCUGUACUCCUCAACAAAUUCCUCCUCUUGACAUUUGCAGAUCUGAAGAAGUACCACUUCUACUAUUGGUUUUGCUCCCCUGCUCUCUGCCUUCCUGAGAGUAUACCCCUCAUUCAGGGACCAGUGGGCUUGGGUCAAAGGUUUUCACCAAAACAGAUUCAAGCCCUUGAGUGUGCAUAUGAUGAUCUUUGUCAAGCUGAAGGAGUCCCAGCAUUACCUUACUUCUUAAUCAAGUAUGAUGAGAACACGGUGCUGGUUUCCUUGCUUAAAAACUACAGUGAUUUCUUCCAAGAUCAAAGGACAAAGAUAACAGUUGGUGUAUAUGAUCCCUGUAACUUAGCCCAAUACCCUGGAUGGCCUUUGAGGAAUUUUUUGGUCCUAGCAGCCCACAAAUGGAGUAGUAGUUUCCAGUCUGUUGAAGUCCUCUGCUUCCGGGACCGCACCUUGCAGGGGGUCAGAGACAUCACCCACAGCAUCAUCUUCGAAGUGAAGCUUCCAGAAAUGGCGUUUAGCCCAGAUUGUCCCAAAGCAGUUGGAUGGGAAAAGAACCAGAAAGGAGGCAUGGGACCAAGGAUGGUGAACCUCAGUGAGUGCAUGGACCCUAAAAGGUUAGCUGAGUCAUCAGUGGAUCUAAAUCUCAAAUUGAUGUGUUGGAGAUUAGUGCCUACUUUGGACUUAGACAAAGUUGUGUCUGUCAAAUGUCUGCUGCUUGGAGCUGGCACCUUGGGCUGUAAUGUAGCUAGGACACUGAUGGGGUGGGGCGUCAGACACAUCACAUUUGUGGAUAAUGCCAAGAUCUCCUACUCCAAUCCUGUGAGGCAGCCUCUCUAUGAAUUUGAAGAUUGCCUCACAGGUGGCAAGCCCAAGGCCCUGGCUGCAGCAGACCGGCUCCAGAGAAUAUUCCCCGGAGUGAAUGCCAGAGGGUUCAACAUGAGCAUCCCCAUGCCUGGACAUCCAGUGAACUUCUCCAGCGUCACCCUGGAGCAAGCCCGCAGGGAUGUGGAGCAACUGGAGCAGCUCAUCGAAAGCCAUGAUGUUAUCUUUCUGUUGAUGGACACCAGGGAGAGCCGGUGGCUUCCUGCCGUCAUUGCUGCGAGCAAGAGAAAGCUGGUCAUCAAUGCUGCCUUGGGCUUUGACACAUUUGUUGUCAUGAGACAUGGCCUGAAGAAACCUAAGCAUCAGGGUGCCGGAGACUUGUGUCCCAGCCACCCUGUGGCACCCGCAGACCUGGGCUCGUCGCUUUUUGCCAACAUCCCUGGUUACAAACUUGGCUGCUAUUUCUGCAAUGAUGUGGUGGCCCCCGGAGAUUCAACCAAAGACCGGACCUUGGAUCAGCAGUGCACUGUGAGUCGUCCAGGACUGGCCAUGAUUGCAGGAGCCCUGGCAGUGGAAUUGAUGGUUUCUGUUUUGCAGCAUCCAGAAGGGGGCUACGCCAUUGCCAGCAGCAGUGACGACCGCAUGAACGAGCCUCCAACCUCUCUUGGGCUUGUACCUCACCAGAUCCGGGGAUUUCUGUCAAGAUUUGAUAAUGUCCUUCCUGUCAGCCUGGCAUUUGACAAAUGUACAGCUUGUUCUUCCAAAGUUCUUGAUCAAUAUGAAGGAGAAGGAUUUCAAUUCCUGGCGAAGGUGUUUAAUUCUUCACAUUCCUUCUUAGAAGACUUGACUGGUCUUACAUUACUGCAUCAAGAGACCCAAGCUGCUGAGGUAAUUCCAUACUGUUUUACACAGCAGCUGACACCAAUGUUCAGUCCCACCAACAGUGGAUGAGGGUUCACUUUCCUCCACAUCCUCACCAACACCUGUUUGUUGG